UGAAUAUUUAAUAUACAACACUCAAGCUAGUAGUCCUUCGAAAGGGUGGAGAUACCUGGUAACAAUGAUGGAAAGCUUUCCAGAAAGAUUGGGAUGGGUUGAACCAUCAUUGAAAUUUGGCGAAGAAACUGUAAAACUGGUUCGAUCUAUUGGCGUAGGCAGAACUAGUGUUGUGUAUGAAGGAAUAUAUAAAGACAUAUCUGUGGCCGUGAAAAUGAUGAAAAAUGCAAAUUAUCUGUCCUGCAUUGAAAGAGAAAGAGCUGUAUUGAAAGAACUUUCGGAGUUGGAUUCACCUCAUAUCCCAAAAAUUCUUUUUUACGAUGAGAAUACUCUUGUCAUGAUUCCUCUUGGUGAGAAAGUUAAUAAUUUGCGAAAAACAGAUAUCAAAGAUAUAAUCAACACUCUCAAACAUGUGCAUUCAUAUGGAUAUGUACAUAGGGACCUUCGGAAAUAUAAUUUUCUUCGUAGUUUAGAUGAUUCAAAGGAAACUAUUUUAAUUAUUGACUGGGGUUAUGGCACAAGCAAUCGCGAAGACACAGCAUUUGCGGGGGCACUUGAAUGCAUGCCGGAU
This is a messenger RNA of Racocetra fulgida, 571 nucleotides long. NCBI's taxonomy places the organism in Eukaryota, Fungi, Glomeromycota, Glomeromycetes, Diversisporales, Gigasporaceae. The record is from the annotation of a GenBank genome assembly.